Messenger RNA from Carassius carassius (crucian carp), 3500 nucleotides. RefSeq names its product solute carrier family 12 member 10, tandem duplicate 1 (gene slc12a10.1). Gene Ontology annotation, cellular component: membrane. The coding region runs from base 303 to 3401 and encodes 1032 amino acids. Gene Ontology annotation, molecular function: sodium:potassium:chloride symporter activity. The record is from RefSeq and is a predicted model, not a curated record. The transcript has 27 exons. Gene Ontology annotation, biological process: sodium ion transmembrane transport; sodium ion homeostasis; chloride ion homeostasis. NCBI's taxonomy places the organism in Eukaryota, Metazoa, Chordata, Actinopteri, Cypriniformes, Cyprinidae.
UUGACAUCUUUUAUGUCAUCAAUUACGCAGAAAUGCGUCUCAGAGCUAGCGCGCGUUCACGUGGGAUUAGAGGAGGUCUAACUUUUGCUAUAAAUUUAGAAAGCCAAGAUAAUAACAGAAGACAAUUUUGCAGCGCUGCCCAAAAGGAGAUGAAAACCUGAUUCAGUUGGUUUUCUGCUGUAUCUGGUCGCGUUUUCUUUAUACAUUCAGGAAUAAAGCUUCAAAGGAAGAAGAGACCAACUGUCAACCAACAGAGGAACACAAUUACAGAGAAGCUGCUAUUUUGAACUCUCUGUGUUGAGAUGGGGCAGCGCUUCUCCAAGCGCAGGCUGGAGGGGACGGAGGGCUUGUCUCCGGGUCGCUUCUCGGUCAGUGAAGAGGCUCCCCCGCAUUACUCCUCUUACGGCACCGGCAGUGACACGGCUGUCAGCAUGGAGACUCCGACACGAAGGUCAUCAGAAGUUGUGAACUCCAGGCAGGACAAUAGACGACCUUCCAUAUACAGCACCAUGGAUGCCAUGCCGCAUCUCGAGUUUUACGCCAACGCCACCGCCACAGGCCGCAUCCGCCGCAGCAGGCCGUCGCUGGAGACGCUGCGCAAGGCUGCUGAUGAUGCAGAAUCCGGCAGUAACACGGGGGACUCUGGCAGGGGGAGUGUUUCGGUGCUACAGGAGACUGCAAACGAGUCCGAGGAAAACGGGCCCGAGGCAAAGACCGCCCAGCCGGUGCGCUUCGGAUGGGUCACCGGAGUUAUGAUUCGCUGUAUGCUGAAUAUCUGGGGAGUUAUUCUGUUCCUGCGACUGUCCUGGAUCACAUCUCAAGCAGGAAUCCUUCUUACAUGGUUAAUCAUACUGAUGUCGGUCCUUGUGACCUCUAUAACGGCUCUGUCUGUAUCUGCCAUUUCCACCAAUGGAAGAGUCUCUUCUGGCGGCGCAUACUUCAUGAUCUCCCGUACUCUGGGUCCUGAGUUGGGGGGUCCCAUUGGUGUGGUGUUUUCUUUCGCCAAUGCUCUCGCUUGUGCGCUCAACACGGUGGGAUUUUCAGAGACUGUCAGAGAUCUUCUCAUUGAGUAUGACUCACAAAUUGUGGACUCAAUCAAUGACGUCCGGAUUAUAGGAUCCAUCACAGUCACUGUGCUGCUUCUCAUCUCAAUGGCUGGGAUGGAGUGGGAAUCGAAGACCCAGAUCCUGUUCUUCUUGGUUCUUAUGAUUUCUUUCACCAACUAUUUUGUUGGCACUUUGAUUCCAGCGACCCCCCAGAAGCAGUCCAUAGGGGUCUUCGGUUACCGCAGAGAGAUCUUCUUGGAUAACCUCUUCCCAGACUGGAGAGGGCCGGAGGGCGACUUCUUCCGAAUGUUUGCCAUCUUCUUCCCAUCUGCCAUUGGGAUCCUUGCUGGAGCAAACAUCUCAGGAGAUCUGAAGGAGCCUGAGAUUGCCAUCCCAAGAGGGACACUGAUGGCCAUAUUCUGGACCACCGUUAGCUAUUUAGCCAUUUCUUCAACUGUAGGAGCGUGUGUGCUGCGCGACGCCUCGGGGAACAUGAACGACAGUCUGCCGCUGAACUUCACCGAGGCGUGUGAGGGACUGAGCUGCGGUCUGGGCUGGAACUUCACCGAGUGUCAGCAGAGCGGCACCUGCACCUUCGGUCUCUCGAAUAACUUCCAGGUCCUGAUCCAGGUCUCUGGCUUUGGUCCGUUGAUCUAUGCAGGCAUAUUUGCGGCCACCCUGUCGUCUGCCCUUGCGUUCCUUGUCUCCGCACCCAAAGUCUUCCAGUGUCUCUGCAAAGACAACAUCUACCCGUACAUCGGCUUCUUUGCAAAGGGUUAUGGGAAGAACAACGAGCCACUGCGAGCGUAUCUGCUGUGUUACAUCAUUGCCAUGUGCUUCAUUCUGAUUGCUGAGCUGAACGUAAUCGCUCCUCUGAUCUCCAAUUUCUUCCUCUGUUCUUACGCUCUCAUCAACUUCAGUUGUUUUCACGCUUCUAUCACUAAUUCACCCGGAUGGAGGCCAUCGUUUCGGUAUUUCAGCCCCUGGACGGGUUUGUUUGGUGCUGUUAUUUCUGUGGUCCUGAUGUUCCUGCUCACCUGGUGGGCGGCGCUCAUUGCUUUUGGUUUAAUCAUCUUCUUAUUCGGCUACGUCAUCUAUAAGAAACCCGAGGUGAAUUGGGGGUCGUCGAUCCAGGCCAGUACCUACAACAUGGCUCUGUCCUACUCCGUGUCUCUAGCAGGAAUUGAAGAUCACGUCAAGAACUACAGGCCUCAGUGUCUGGUUCUGACGGGUCCUCCGACUCUGCGUCCAGCGCUGGUGGACUUUGUGGGCUCUUUCACUAAAAAUGUCAGUUUGAUGAUUUGUGGCGACAUUCUCAUGGACGAUGAGAAGUCUGUGUCUCAGCGCAGUUCUAAUGAGAUGAUAAAGUGGCUCAAUCAGAGGAAGGUUCGUUCCUUCUACACGUCUUUCAAGGCGUCCGAUCUGAGAGAAGGAACCCGGCAUCUUCUGCAGGCUUCUGGUUUGGGGAAGUUGAAGCCGAAUAUUCUGGUGAUGGGAUUCAAAAUGAACUGGCAGGAAAGCAGCAGUAAAGGCAUAGAGGACUAUAUCAACACUAUAUAUGAUGCUUUUGACUCCAACCACGGUGUGUGUGUUCUCCGCAUUAUGGAUGGACUGGACAUCCGAGAUGAGUUAGAGACGGAGGUCAACCAGGCUUUUGAGGUGGAUGAGGCCAUAGAGUCUGACGAUCAGAUUUCAGACGCUGACUCAGAUGUUGACAACAUAAAGAACAUGGCGAACGAUCAGAUCAAAACUGUGUUCCAGAGCAAACAAGGGAAGAAGACCAUUGACGUGUACUGGAUCUCUGAUGAUGGAGGUUUGACUCUGUUAGUGCCAUACUUGUUGACCAGAAGAAAACGCUGGAGACGGAGCAAAGUCAGAGUGUUCAUCAUUGGAGAACAGCAAACCAUGGAGAACGACCGCAAGGAAAUGAUGACUUUGCUCCAGCGUUUCCGGCUGGAUGUUCACGAUGUCAUUGUGAUGACGGACAGCGAAAGGCCACCACUUGUCAAGAACAUGAGGCGCUUUGAGGAAACGCUCGCCCCCUUCAGGCUGAAUGAUGGACAGCUGGACGAGAGGACGGCGCAGCAGCAGAGGUCACAGUUUCCGUGGAAAGUCACAGACAAAGAGAUGGACGCACUGAGACUUAAGACGGAGAAGAAAGUGCGGCUGAAUGAAAUCAUACGGAGGAAUUCGAAGUACGCCGCGCUGGUUCUAGUGUGUCUCCCCGUACCACAGGCAGACUGUCCCAGUUCUCUCUAUAUGUCCUGGCUGGACACGCUGAGCAGCGGUCUGCACUGUCCCGUCCUGCUCAUACGAGGAAACCAGCAGAACGUCAUGACCUUCUACUGCCAGUGAAACACGCCGUUUACUCACUUAUCUGGCUCUUUAAGACAAGACACCAAAGGAAAACUAUUUGGCUUGCUUCAUGUUUCAGAAUACUGGAUGGAAAACAUU